GGUGAUACGGCGAGCAAACGGAAAGCCGACUAGGCCGGUCAUGUGCGACCGUCAGUCAGUUUGUUAAUGGCUCAGGACCGGUUAACAUCUACAAACCGACAGUGUUGUCCGAUACCUCGGCGAUUCUAGAUCUCAACUAGAAUAAUUAUCCCACGGAUUACAGACGUGAUUUGCUAUGAACUCAGCUAUAGCAUUCGUGAUCAUAAUGUUGCUGGCCAGCCACGUAAGCAGCUCACCAAUCAUCAAUUUUUCGUGGGACACGCCGAGGCAUUUCUGUGGAUCGCAACUCGCCAACGUGUUGCAGUUGAUCUGCAAACAAGGAUACAACUUUCAUCCGGUCAAUGAUGAUGUUACCGUUCCAAGCCGACGACGAAAAAGAGUACCAAUAGUAGAGGAGUGCUGCGAGAACACUUGCACUCCACAUCACCUAAAAUCUUACUGUUGGGGAAAUCAAAGGUCUGGUAUCUGGAGCGUUUUGGAUCCGUCCGUAGAGAAACCCUCUGUAGACAAAAUCGCAAAACCCCAGAAAAACCCCACGAGUAAUACACUGUCCCAAAGACAAGACGUAGUAGACAACAAUCUACUGGUUGAGUAUACGACUACCAAAAUCACCAAAUCCAAUAGUAUUAUAUCUAAUUCUAAAGAGCUCAGUAGGCAAAACAACAUUAAGUACAACACGAUUCCGCACAUCCCAAAGAAAGAACCGAUGAUCGUCCAGGAUCUGGUACCAGGACGAGUGAAAACUGUAACACCAUAUUUUGACAAAAUGCCAUCGGUCAUCAUUACUAAAACGCAACACUGAAACUCGGGAAUAAUUGCUGCUCGUCUUCUAUUUUGACUUUCAAAACAUCUAAAUUUCUAACACUGUUUGGUUUUUUAAUCACGUUUCGUUUUAAUAGAAUUUUCUUUUUAUUAUAUACAUACCUACUACCUAUGUGUGCGCCUGGAAAACGAAGAAUUAAAAACAAAAUAUCAAGUCUGGUAUUAA
Sipha flava (yellow sugarcane aphid) is the source of this 988-nucleotide messenger RNA. RefSeq lists its product as uncharacterized. Gene Ontology annotation, cellular component: extracellular region. Gene Ontology annotation, molecular function: hormone activity. The transcript has 5 exons. Bases 176 to 802 code for a protein of 208 amino acids. The record is from RefSeq and is a predicted model, not a curated record. Lineage: Eukaryota; Metazoa; Arthropoda; Insecta; Hemiptera; Aphididae.